Alnus glutinosa is the source of this 4305-nucleotide messenger RNA. RefSeq lists its product as uncharacterized. The record is from RefSeq and is a predicted model, not a curated record. Lineage: Eukaryota; Viridiplantae; Streptophyta; Magnoliopsida; Fagales; Betulaceae. The transcript is spliced from 13 exons. Bases 266 to 3625 code for a protein of 1119 amino acids.
CGUCGCCGUCUAUACCCCGUAUUAAGAGUGUCUGGAUCUGCGACAGAAUCAACGCGCUUCACUCCUUUAUUUCUUUAACCUUCUUAGCACUUAGUUCAGUUUGUGUCCCCUCCUUCACACACUGAACUGUCUGUACAUGAAUUUGAGUUCUUAUUCGAAGAUCUCUCCCUAGCAAGAGAGAGAUAUUUCAGAUCUCAGGUAUAAAGGUUUAUAAAUUUCUUCGAUGAAAUCUACCACCUGAAGUUUCCUAGAUCUUCCCUUGGUUAUGGCACAAAGUAUCUUAGAGAUGGAGGAGGAAGCUGGUCAAAUGGAAGGUCGAAUAGAUGCUGAUGCACCUUUAGAUUAUGCUGAAAUUCGGAUUUUGCCUAAUCAACACAGGGUCAGGGGCGGGGAUGUUAGUUACGAGGCAUUUAUUUACAGCAACAAAAAAGUGGAAAAACUAGCAACUGGGCUUCUUGAACAACUGUUGCCACAUAUACCCAAAGUAAGUGACUUGUAUGCUAAAGGAUCUGAUGGUAGCUUCAAAAUCCAACUACCGGGAAACCUCAGUGGUGCUGCAUGGUUCACAAAAUCAGUUUUAAACAGGUUCCUACAUAUGGUUCGUUCACCAGAUAUAAUGGAUGUCAUUGAUGCUAUCGAAGAUGAGAUGUUUCAAUUGAAGGAAGCCAAAAAAUUUCAUCUCUCUUUAUAUGACAAGGACCGUGACAAUCAAUUUGAAAGUUCGGAAGCAGGUAACUUUUACCAAAGUGCUAAUCAUUCGAGAAAAUCUAAUAGCUGCAACUUGAUUGAUGCGACACCAAGCAACAAACCUGAUGGCGAGAUUGCAUCAACAGAUGUUUCAAAAAAUGAACUGUUGCGAGCUAUGGACUUAAGGUUCACAGCAUUAAGAAGGGACUUAGUUGCGGCUUUUGACAAGUCUGUUGGUUCCACCUGCUCCUCUAAAGAAAUCAGUGAUUUAGUACAAUUUUCUCAACAUUUUGGAGCUUCAGCUUUAAAGAAUUCUUUGUGCAAAUUUUUGGAACUGAACCAAGAGAGUCAGAGUGUUGAUCCUCUAAAUGAUGAUGAGGCCUCAUCAAAAUGCAAUCCAAGGAAUGAAAAUGUGAACAAGACAGAUACAAAUACUUGGAUAUCAAAACCAGAACAUCCAGUUUUACCAGUAAAAUAUGGUGUUUCACCUGCUAAGGUUGCCCAGGUUGAGCGGGUGAGCUCAACAGAGAGCGAGGAGUUUUCUGACCCAAGUGAUGGGGAUCAAACAUCUGCAGAAAGAAGUCGAACUCUUAUAAGAUCUGCAUCACCUAGACGGUCAGCAUCUCCAAUGCGGAGGAUUCAAAUAGGGAGAACUGGAUCAAGGAGGGCUGCGGCCUUAACAAUUAAGAGCCUCAACUAUGUUCCUGCUAGAGAAAGGGCAUUGUCUCAUAGAGAUGUAGCUUCAAACAAUGGUGAAGAUGAAGGAUUUGAACAGCCUAGUAAGAAACCUGAGAUCAAUAUUCAGAGGAUGAGUGUUCAAGAUGCAAUAAACCUUUUUGAAAGCAAACAGAGGGAUCAGGCUGCAGAAAUUCAGAAACGGAGGUCAUUAACAAAUAUCUCUACCUUUGCAAAUAAAUCUGUAUUGAGAAGAUGGAGUGAAGGUACAGGUGAAGCUUCCUGUCAAGGUCAGCUAGAAAUUGUUUCUGAAGACCCUGUUCCAGAGACUUCCAACAAUCUUGUUGAGACGGGUGAAGUUGAUGUGGAAUUCGAUAAGGGGGAAGAAAAAGCAUAUGAUCCAAUAUAUAUUCAGGCAGACACGAAUGAUUUUCAAGCUGAUGCUAAAGAAACCCAAGGAGAGGAACUUAUUAGAAAAUCAACAACCUUGGAUGAAUGGAAUCGACAAAAGGAAGUGGAUUUGAACCAGAUGAUGAUGGAAAUAAUGGAAAGUAAGCCUGUUAGACAUAGUAAGCCUCAAGCUAGUAGAAAUAAAAAGUUUUCAUCUGAGCAGAGAGGUGGGUUUUAUGACCAGUAUAAGGAGAAGCGGGAUGAAAAACUUCGAGGAGAGAAUGCUAGAAAGCGAGCAGAGAAAGAUGCACAAUUUAGAGCAAUGCAACAAAUUCUUAAUGAGAGAAAAGCAGAAAUAGCCUUUGCAAAGGGGAAUGAUGUUGGUAGAAAAGAUGCUGUGCGCAAUCCCCAAAAAUCACAUAAAAGUUCAUCUCAACCUGUAAAUGCCAAAAAGGAAAUCUCAAAGCCAUGUGUGACAAAGAAGGUUUCAUCUAAAACAUCUUUGUUGCCUGCUACACGUAAAUCGUGGCCAUCAACACCAUCACCCAGAACCAUAGGGACGUCACCAGGUAAAACUCCUGGUGGCAAAUACUCUGCUGGUACUACAUCAACACAUCAGAAAUCUCAUCCAGCACCUUCACUUCCUCAACCGAGCUCUAAAGUGGAAAAGUCCCAGCAGCAACAGAGAAAUUUAAAGGAUACACGGAGUGAUCAUGACAGGAGAGUGAAGGUUGUGAAUGAGAAAAAGCAGGAAAGAGUGACAAACUCGAGCAAAACAACCAAAACAAAAGUGGUGAAAGCUUCUGGAGAUUGUUCUGGUAUAGUUCCCACAAAGCCUAGUUUCUAUAACAAAGUGACCAAGAAAAGCAGCAUAGUCCCACUGGAAUCUAAACCUUUUCUUCGUAAGGGUUCUCGGAGUACCUCUGCUGCCAGUCCUGUUAAUAAGAAAAAGAAUUCUCCCCAGGCAGAGGAAUCUACGAUGAACUGCAAAAAUUUGAUGAAAGCACAAGAAAGUGAGGUAAGUGUUGAUGCUUCUGACCUGGUCAGUCAGCAUCGGGAGGAAGAUGUGGUGUCACUGGAUCUUCAUGAUGCUGCUAUACAAUCAGAAACUCAGAUAAAUAGCCACUGGCAAUGUGGUGAGACUCAGAACUUUGACCAAGUUGCUGCUCAUGUUGUUAACGACUUCAACAAUAAGGCAGAGUCUUCUUUGGAACUCCAAGUUGAAGAAGAAUCUAUCAUUUCCCCCACUGCCUGGGUGGAAAUAGAAGAGCAUCGGGAACUGCCCCUUCCAUGUGAUGUCAGCACAUCUCAACUUGCAUCUCCAGCCAAUGUUCCACCUGUUGGAUUGUCAAAUUUACGUGUUCGUCAUUCUCUGUCCCAGAUGCUGCAAGAAGAAAGUAGUGAACCUGAUAUUAUGGAAUGGGGGAUUGCUGAAAAUCCUCCUGUCAUGGUCUGCCAAAAAGAUGCACCGAAAGGAUUGAAGAGGCUCUUGAAGUUUGCUCGGAAGAGCAAGGGGGAUGCAUAUACUACUGGUUGGUCUAGCCCAUCUGUUUUUUCUGAAGGAGAGGAUGAUGCUGAGGAAUCUAAAUCUUUAACUAAGAGAAAUGCAGACAACUUUCUUAGAAAGGCUGCUCUUCAAGCAAAGAAUUUUGCGCAGCAAAAGACUUCAUCAUGUGAAAGCUAUGAAAGAAAUUCUGAUGCUCACGGACUACUCCCUGCUCAAUCAAAUUUGAGCACAUUUACUGACCACCUUCCUCACAAGUUGCAAGAAAGUGGCGACUCAGUUGUGGUCCCAACUAAAGCUACAAGGUCGUUCUUCUCCCUUUCAGCAUUUAGGGGCAGUAAACUGAAUGAGACAAAGCAUCGAUCUUAAGAGCUUUGGACCUCCCCAGGUUGCCACUUCAAGGUCUUGUUCUGACCCCCUACCGAGGCAUAUGUUUAAUCCUCUGGGCAGGUAACACUCGCCCUGAAAAUUGUGUGGAAAUUCCUCCUGUCUAAUUAGAUUGUUGGUGGUGAUAAGAGCAAUGAUAAUGAAUCGGCCUAUCUGUCAGGUUUGAACUCGUCACCCAGGGGAAAAAUAGGAUAUUUGUGGAUAUUUACUUUUUAGUAUUGGUUUUGGAAGGUAACAAUUUAAUUUCAAGGUCCUUUCAUCCGCAAGACUAGUGUCUCUCAAAUCAACUGCAAAAUGCUUGGAUAAUGAUGAUGGUGAUUAUUGUUAUUAUUUUCCAGGUAAAAAGGCCAGAACCUCAUUAGAAUGCGCUCUGCUUGUACUUCAAUGUUGCCUUAAAAAUGAAAAUGUUAAUGAUUCCACCUGGAAUAUGUAAUAGCAAAGCCAAGGUAUUUCUUUCCAUCAGGGCUUUUAUCCUGAUGAUGAUCCUAAAAGUGUGAACUGCCCAGGUGUGGGUCAACUCAGCAAUUCUAGGCAAUGAUUAUCAUGACUGUCGGUGGCCUUCUCAGCCUUUAACAAUUGUUAACUGUAGUGAACUGGAUUGCUGUGCUUUCCGGUGAUGAAUUGUUACUGUUUUUUUCUUGUUUCCUUUGAUUCUUGUGCCA